Trichosurus vulpecula (common brushtail) is the source of this 2873-nucleotide messenger RNA. RefSeq names its product retinol dehydrogenase 13-like. Bases 79 to 1941 code for a protein of 620 amino acids. Lineage: Eukaryota; Metazoa; Chordata; Mammalia; Diprotodontia; Phalangeridae. The transcript is spliced from 11 exons. The record is from RefSeq and is a predicted model, not a curated record.
UUCAAAGUCAGAAGGAUACUGGGAUGGCUGGUGUAUCUCAUCUCAGCUCUUAAAAAGGUUAGAUCUCCACCUAGUUUUAUGGAGCUGUUGGCAUUACUGGGCAUGGAGGCCUGGAGUCUGGGCAGUUGUAUUUCCUAUGUCCUUCCUUUCCUCUUCCUCCUCCUGGUUGUGCUAUUGAAGCUGUAUGGAGAGGGGUCAGACAUCUGGACCCUCCAGAGUUGCCCCGUAGACUUAACUGGGAAGACUGCUGUGGUGACUGGAGCCAACUCAGGAAUAGGGAAGGCUGUGUCCUGUGAGCUGGCCCGACGUGGGGCUCGUGUUGUCCUUGCCUGCCGGAGGCUGCCUCAGGGGCAAAAGGCACUGGAGGAUAUCCGGAAAGUCACUGGGAGCAAAGAGCUGGUGCUUCGGGAGCUGGAUCUCAGCUCUGUGGCCUCCAUCCAGAGCUUUUCCCAGAAGCUUCUUCAAGAGGAACGCCACAUCCAUCUGCUGGUCAACAAUGCUGGGGCCUCAGGGCUGCCUUACAAGACUAUUACCUCAGAUGGCCUGGAAUUGACUUUCAUGACCAACUACCUUGGGCACUUUCUUCUCACAAACCUGUUACUGAAGGGCCUACUUGGGGCAGGUUCAGCCCGAGUGGUGAAUGUGAGCUCUUUUCGACAUAAGCAUGGGUUUGUGGAUGAACAGCACCUAGUAGGGGCUGGGUGCCCCCUUCUUUCAAACCAGCCAUAUGACUGUUCCAAACUGCUGUUAAUUCUUUUCACCAGAGAGCUUGCCCAGAGACUUCAAAAGACAGGUGUGACAGUGAAUUCAGUGGAUCCAGGGAUUGUAAAGACGGAAAUCAUGAAGAAUCAUAACUGGUUGUACCGCAGUAUCUUCUGGUUCCUGAGUGUCUUCUUAAAGGUUAGAACUGCACCUAAUUUCAUGGAGCUGUUGGCAUUACUGGGCAUGGAGGCCUGGAGUCUGAGCAGUUGUAUUUCCUAUGCCCUUCCUUUCCUCUUCCUCCUCCUGGUUGUGCUAUUGAAGCUGUAUGGAGAGGGGUCAGACAUCUGGACCCUCCAGAGUUGCCCCGUAGACUUAACCGGGAAGACUGCUGUGGUGACUGGAGCCAACUCAGGAAUAGGGAAGGCUGUGUCCUGUGAGCUGGCCCGACGUGGGGCUCGUGUUGUCCUUGCCUGCCGGAGGCUGCCUCAGGGGCAAAAGGCACUGGAGGAUAUCCGGAAAGUCACUGGGAGCAAAGAGCUGGUGCUUCGGGAGCUGGAUCUCAGCUCUGUGGCCUCCAUCCAGAGCUUUUCCCAGAAGCUUCUUCAAGAGGAACGCCACAUCCAUCUGCUGGUCAACAAUGCUGGGGCCUCAGGGCUGCCUUACAAGACUAUUACCUCAGAUGGCCUGGAAUUGACUUUCAUGACCAACUACCUUGGGCACUUUCUUCUCACAAACCUGUUACUGAAGGGCCUACUUGGGGCAGGUUCAGCCCGAGUGGUGAAUGUGAGCUCUUUUCGACAUAAGCAUGGGUUUGUGGAUGAACAGCACCUAGUAGGGGCUGGGUGCCCCCUUCUUUCAAACCAGCCAUAUGACUGUUCCAAACUGCUGUUAAUUCUUUUCACCAGAGAGCUUGCCCAGAGACUUCAAAAGACAGGUGUGACAGUGAAUUCAGUGGAUCCAGGGAUUGUAAAGACGGAAAUCAUGAAAAAUCAUAACUGGUUGUACCGCAGUAUCUUCUGGUUCCUGAGUGUCUUCUUAAAGAGCCCUGCACAGGGUGCCAUUCCAGUCCUGUACCUGAGCUUAGCAGAAGAACUGGAUGGCGUUUCAGGAAAGUAUUUUACCUCCAAAUGUAAGCUGACCUUGCCUGCUGAGCCUGCCCGGGACCCUGAAGUGGCCCACAGUCUCUGGAACACCUCAGCCAGACUGACCAACCUAGAGAAAGUAUCCAAGAGAGAAUGACUCAUCAAAGUCCAGUGACCCCUGGCUCCCAGUAUUCCCACUCUCACUGUAGUGACCUGAUUUACCUUGUGGCUUAUCACUAAACUGAUCUGAAGACUCUUGAAGUUUUUCUGUAUAAUGUGAUGGUGGUAGAUACAUUGUUCUCCUGGUUCUGCUCACUUUCCUCUGCAUCGGUUCAAAAAGGUCUUUGCAGUUUCCACUGAAAUUGUCCAUUCCAUCCCUUCUUAUGGCUCAAUGUUCCAUCAGUUCAUAUACUAAAUUUGUUUAGUGAGAAAACCAAAUUGAUUUUAUCCUGUAAUUGAUUGAUUUUAUUUUGUAAUUGAUUUUAUUCUGUAAUAGGCAAUGCUGCAUUUUGUAUAACUACCCAAAUCACUUUCUUUGUCUUUAAGCUAAUUUCAUAAGUACAUAAGUUCAGAAAUUCAGUGUUUCCCUCUGAGUGAAUUUAAAAGUUCAGCUUUCCUCUAAAUCACUUUAAUUAAGAGAAAACCUAUUAUCUUUUUUCUACCAGCUGCACUUGCAGGAUAUUGCCCUUCUUUGAUAUCUGGUGUGUUAUCUGUAUACCAUCAGUUGUUCUUAUAGAAUGCAAGUAGUCUUCAUCAAUCCAAGUCAAAGGAGGAGUUGUUGCUGGACUUGCAUUCCCAAUUUCCAGUCAACAAUAUUGUCCCUGAUGCCUGUAUUGCUACAAACUCUGCAGCCCGUCACAUCAUUUUCCUCAUCUAGGAUGCUGCUUUCACUUUCUGGGAUACUCUUCCUUUGGUCUAUUGUUGACCUGAAAGUUUGGUUAAAGGAGACAAACAAGCUAGGUGAUAUGUAAAUCCAUAUUGUUUAUUCCCUUAAAGCUAGCGGAUACAUACAUGUAUGGGGCCAGAUAAAAUCCAACAGCCUGAGCAGAAGAACGAGAAGGUUUAAGUACAUUUUUUGUCCCAACUCAA